ACUUCAUUCUUGCAUGUUACCUCUACCUGAAAACAUAUCAUCACAUUCUCAUAAGCUCAUUUGACUGAGACAGGUAUUUAAACCUUUAAUUAAACAUAUCUUAAGAAGCAAAUACGCUGACAGGACAAGGAUGAAUAGUGUUUGGAAAGCAGUGAUUGUCCUGAGUGCCUUCAUCGCAGCAGCUCAAUGCCUGACCUGCCUUCAGUGUCCUAUUGGUGUACUUGGGGCGUGUCUGUUUGGGGAGGAUGUCACAUGUCAAAAUGUGACUGAGAGCUGCUACCGAGGACAAGCAAAAUUCAAUGCAACAGGGGAUCUCACCCUUCACAUCCGUGGCUGCCUGGACUCCGACCUGUGUGGGAGGACGAUAACCAGCAACUUUCUGGGUGUCGGUUUUUCCAGCACUUUUGAGUGUUGCACCACAGACCUCUGUAAUGGAGCCACUUCUGUCCAGCUCUCUCUCACUGUGGCCCUAUGUGCUGCCAUCCUGUCCUCUCUGUGGGGCGUGUGGGAGUUAUAGUUUACAUGAUCGGCUUCUGUUUCCACAGUUCCCUGAAUGGAUCUGUUUACUGUUUGCACUAAUUCUGUUACAAAGUAAUCAGUUUAAAUCAGAGUAUUUCUACAGUCUACAUUAAUAUUUAGCCUACUGUGAUUUGUGCUAUUUGCCAUGUAUUGAAAAGGUAAUUUAAGAUCUGUCAUCACUAAAGAGAAUCAUUGUGAUCUGUUUUUCUGACAUGUCAUCCUCUUAAAAUACAUAUUCAGGGUCAUAGCUAGCACUGAAGACACAAUAUAUACACUACUGUUUAAAAGUUUGGGAAGCUUGACUGGGCUCAGUCAGAUGGAGAAGAGCAAUGCUUUAUAUUUUGAAUGGUCUUUCAUGCUUUCAACUUGUAAAACGCCCUCUUUACAA
Messenger RNA from Epinephelus fuscoguttatus (brown-marbled grouper), 907 nucleotides. RefSeq names its product lymphocyte antigen-6, epidermis (gene lye). The record is from RefSeq and is a predicted model, not a curated record. The transcript is spliced from 3 exons. NCBI's taxonomy places the organism in Eukaryota, Metazoa, Chordata, Actinopteri, Perciformes, Serranidae. Bases 131 to 517 code for a protein of 128 amino acids.